This is a messenger RNA of Trichechus manatus latirostris (Florida manatee), 2074 nucleotides long. It is a transcript of the gene CD5L, whose product is annotated as CD5 molecule like. Bases 115 to 1131 code for a protein of 338 amino acids. Gene Ontology annotation, cellular component: plasma membrane. Gene Ontology annotation, biological process: zymogen activation. NCBI's taxonomy places the organism in Eukaryota, Metazoa, Chordata, Mammalia, Sirenia, Trichechidae. Gene Ontology annotation, molecular function: serine-type endopeptidase activity. The transcript has 6 exons. The record is from RefSeq and is a predicted model, not a curated record.
CAGGAGCUGCUGCUGUCUCCCUCCAGGCACAUUUGCAGCCAAAGCUGAAUAUUGCUACACUGGGGUCUCCUUCUAGCCUUAAAUUUCAGUUCAUUAACUUCAGCUGCCCACGACAUGGCUCUGCUACUCUCCUUGAUCCUUGCCGUUUGCACUGGACCUGGCCUCUUAGAGUCUUCACACACAGUGCGACUGGUGAGAGGCCCCCACUCCUGUGAAGGGCAAGUGGAGGUGAAGCACAGGGGUCAUUGGUACACUGUAUGUGAUUACGGCUGGGACUUGAAGGAUGUCUCUGUGGUGUGCCAGGAGCUGGACUGUGGAGAAGCCAAGGGAACACUCCCUGGAUUGACGCCACGGGCACAAGAGAACCAAGACAUCUUCAAGCAACAGUUCAAUUGCAAUGGUAGGGAAAAGACACUGGCUGAAUGUGAGACAGAAGAUAUUGAUGAUGGGAGUUGUAGCCACCAACAUGUUGCAGGAGCAUCAUGUGAGAACACUGUGCAGCUAGCUGAUGGCCCUGGACGCUGCACAGGACGAGUAGAGGUGAAACAUCAGGACCAGUGGGGCACCGUGUGCAAAGCAGGCUGGAACCUCCAGGCCGCCAAGGUGGUAUGCCGGCAGCUGGGAUGUGGGCGGGCCAUACUGACCCGAGGACACUGUGAUGACGCUACCCAGGGCCAAGGACCCAUCUGGCUGAGCCAGGUGUCAUGCUCAGGAACAGAAAUGACCAUUCAGGAUUGCUCUUUCAGGAACUGGGGGGAGAACAACUGCACCCAUGACGAAGACACUUGGGUCCAGUGUGAAGAUCCCUUUGAACUGAAGUUGGAGGGAGGAGACAGCCCCUGCCUUGGGCGACUGGUGGUGCUGCACAAAGGUGUAUGGGGCUCUGUCUGUGAUGAUGGUUGGGGAGAAAAGGAAGAACAGGUGGUAUGCAAGGAACUGGGCUGUGGGGAUCCCCACCCUCUGCGCCACAGACUCCAGAAAGACUUUGGCCUGGGGGUUGGCCGCAUCUGGCUAGAUGACGUCCGUUGCUCAGGGAGUGAGCAGUCUCUGGAGAAGUGCCGGCACAGGUUCUGGGGGUAUCAUGACUGCACCCACAAGGAAGAUGUGGCUGUGAUCUGCUCAGGGCAGUAGCCUGGCCUUCUCGAUGCUUCAUCUGGCUCCCACUGGCCCCAGAAUGACCCUACUUGUCUCAUGGGCCCAGAUUAUUCCACUGCUCAUGCUGGGCCUGCAGACUUUAGCCGCCAUCCCUCAUCCCCUAAGCAGUAGUCUGAACACUGUGCUUAACCUUGUUCUCUGAGCCAAGCACCUCUAUCCUUGCCUGGUGAUAUGAAUUAUGAGAGAAGAAAUGGAAACUUCUUGCAGUGGAAGAUGAGCUUCCAGUUGUCCUAUCCUCACCACUGACCCCUUGGCAUUGGUUUUUUAGCCUUUCCUGCCUCUUCCCAACCUGCCUGGGACUCCCAGGCCUAUCAUUUUGACCAGAUGUGCAAGCCAUUACUAAGGCAAGAUCUAUGUGUGUAAACAAGAUAAAAGGAAUAAAACAAUAAGAACAUUUGAAAGGAAAUGUUGGCGGACAAUUUCACAGAAGUUGGGGGAAAUCUUAGAAUCAUCAUAUACUCUUUUAUCAAGUCUUGGGUGAUCACAAUUAAUAAUACUUCCCUACUAUCUUAUUCCUUGGUGAGAGUAGAACAUUUUUUUAGGGGCAGAGUCCUCUAAUCCAAGACCUGAUCUUUUUCAUGACACUUGGAAAAAGAUAUUGGAUACUCUGAUGCCCUGAAAAAUACCUUUUUUGUCCAUCCCUAUACUAGCUGCCAACAUGGUUGGCCUUUAACAAGAAGAAUCUUACAAAUGCAUUAAUUUUAUCUAAGGAAAAAUAUAUUGGAUACAGAGCUACCACUGGGAGAAGGGCAAGAAAAAGGCAGAAGGAGGUUGGGAUGUCCAGAGUUGUGUAUCAUGUCAAUCAGAAAAUAUAAUUUUCAUUUUAUCAACCGAGGCUUUGGUAUCUGCUGAUCUGAGGCAUAACAUCAUGAUACUAAAAUGACAAUCAAGACUUGAUUGUAAAAAUAGACAAUCUUAG